AUGGUUGUGGAAACUAAACUCCCAGAUGAUACAUUUAUAAAAGUUUCAUGCGAUGGCCUAAUCGGCUGCUUAUUAACCGGUACUUGUAAUGGGGAUACACUCCAUAAGAUCUGCUUGUGGAAUCCAUUAACUGGAGAAUACAGGAAUGUGUCGACACCAACAUCAAGUAGUAACCAAUUAUAUGACUCCUUUUCCAAUUAUGGGGUUUGCUACGAUUGGAAAAUUGAUGAUUACAAGUUGUUCUUAAUAGUGGUCAAUGACAGUGCUUGUUCUGAAGUUUGGGUUUGUCGAUUGGGUUCAAAUUCAUGGGAAAGUACUGGAUUCAUACCUUAUGAUAUAAGUCCCUACAAUAUAUGUCUGACGCCUUUAAAUGGGAUUAUUCACUGGAUAGGAUACACUAAAGUUAUAUUUUCAUUCGAUAUAGUUGAAGGGAGAAACAAAGAGAUCCAACUACCCCCUUGCUAUCUGAACGAUAAACUGUACUUGUUUCAAGAUAUGGAAGUGGGUGUCUUGAGAGAGAACCUUUACCUAUCAGUUAAUGCUACAUGUAAGAGCAACAUCGAUCUAUGGGUGAUGAAAGAUUAUGGAGUUGCAGAUUCUUGGAGAAAAUUUUUCAGCAUUUCGACAGAUGAAACUUUAUUUGAUUCACUAUGGCCCCUGCAUUAUCUCGAGAAUAAUCACAAGAUUUUAUUCCAUGGAUAUGUGAAUACAAUAAAUGAUGAAGAUUCAGGUGAGGCUGUUUUGGUCUCUUAUGACCUAAUAAAUGGAGAACUAAUGACCUUGGAUAUCCCCUACAAACCAAAACAUUUUUAUCCCAUUAUUUUUGUUGGAAGUCUAGUUUCACUCAAUUCGUGUGAAUUAGUAGAAGCUAAACAAAUUUCUGAGGUAGCUUGA
Molecule: messenger RNA, 894 nt
Organism: Papaver somniferum (opium poppy)
Lineage: Eukaryota; Viridiplantae; Streptophyta; Magnoliopsida; Ranunculales; Papaveraceae
Product: F-box/kelch-repeat protein At3g06240-like
Exons: 1
Coding region: 1-894 (297 amino acids)
Source: RefSeq, a predicted model, not a curated record